Molecule: messenger RNA, 989 nt
Organism: Ruditapes philippinarum (Manila clam)
Lineage: Eukaryota; Metazoa; Mollusca; Bivalvia; Venerida; Veneridae
Product: perlucin-like protein
Exons: 3
Coding region: 415-849 (144 amino acids)
Molecular function (GO): signaling receptor activity
Source: RefSeq, a predicted model, not a curated record
UUAUUGAAAUCAAAGCAACGUAGUGCAUUGAUUUUUUGGAAUUAAACUAGUGCCGUGUUAACGUGAUUGGCAUAAUCAGAUAACUAUAAUAUAUCCUUGAUUUUUACUUAUCCUUGAUUAUUAAGUAUCCUUGGUAACUUAUUUCAUUGGUUAUACAUGAUUGAUAAUUGCAUUUUCUUGAUUAAACCUCCUUCAUCAUUACAUAUACAUAUAGAUCGUUUUUCCGACUUUGUAAAUAGUAGCGUAACCGCCAUCUUCUAAUCCUUGAAUAUAAUAACUAUAUCCUAAGUUUUUAAUAUGUAUAUCCUUGAUUAUUAUAUAUCCUUAAAUAUUUAUACAUGGUUGUUGCAUAUCUGAUAAUUACCUAUAAAAGCCAAUUCCAUGAACUCGACGUUUUACUGUAAGUUGUAGAAUAUGUCUUUGAAACUUUCAGGAAAACCAUGUCCAGAUGACUGGUUAAAAACUUCAUCGUCUUGUUACUAUUUUAGCACAGAUUCUAAAAACUGGACGGAUGCUUUGGAAGCCUGCAAAGCAUUUGAUAGUAAACUUGUUGAGAUAUCAGAUAUUGAUGAAGACAAUAUAAUGAGAACCAAGGCAAGGAACGUAUAUAGUAACUAUUGGAUCGGAUUAACAGAUCAAAGAGAUGAAGGCGUGUGGAUUUGGAGCGGGAGUAAUACUCGGCUAACAUCAGAAAUGUACACGAACUGGUCACCUGGGCAACCCGAUGACGCCAGGGGGCGUGGUGAAGAUUGUGCUUCUUUAGAAAAACGUUACUCAUUUCGCUGGAAUGACGAGGAAUGUUAUAUGAAAUUAAGAUACGUCUGUGAAAUAAAUUUGCCCAAGAGUUAAAGUGACCAUAAGUUCAUCCCAGGAAUAGUGAGAAAGACAAAAUGUCAAUAGCUAUUCGGACCUUUGUGGAGCUUCUUUCUUUUAAAGCUGCACGCUUCCAGAUUAGCCAAAUUAUCUUUAAAAAUCUAUCUAAGACUUUU